AUGGGGCAGGCGGGCCGCCGGCUGCCCGCCUUGGCGGCUUUCUUCUACGGGGUGCUGGCGGCUCUGGUGCUGCUGGGGGUGCGGGACGUGCUGUUCCUCUAUGAGGAGAACCGGUGCAGCAUGACCUACAUGUACGAGUAUCCCGAGUAUCUGAAAAUAAAAUUGCCCAAGAAAACAGCCAGAAGAUACCCAGCAUACGAGCUCUACCUCUAUGGAGAAGGGAACUACGCUGAAGAAAACAAAAAUCUCCUGUUGACAGGGAUCCCAGUUCUCUUUCUUCCUGGGAAUGCUGGCAGUUACAAACAAGUACGUUCUCUUGGCUCCAUUGCUCUCAGAAAAGCAGAAGAUGUUGAGUUCAAGUAUCACUUUAAUUUCUUCAGUGUCAACUUCAAUGAGGAGCUGGUUGCACUCUAUGGUGGCAGCCUGCAACGACAGACCAAGUUUGUGCAUGAGUGCAUAAAAGUCAUCCUGAAGUUGUACAGGGGUCAAGAGUUUGCACCGACCAGUGUUGCAAUAGUGGGGCAUUCCAUGGGGGGUCUUGUUGCAAGGGCAUUGCUUACUCUGAAGAAUUUUAAGCCUGAACUUAUAAACCUCCUCAUUACACAAGCCACACCUCAUGUUGCACCUGUGAUGCCUUUAGACAAGUAUCUUACUGAUUUUUAUACAGCUGUAAACAAUCAUUGGAUUCUAAAGGCCCAAGAUUUAAGAAAUUUAACUACCCUUUCUGUGGCGGGAGGAUUCAGAGAUUACCAAGUUCGUUCAGGACUGACUUUUCUACCAAGAUUGAGUCAACAUGACAGUGCCUUAUCUGUUGUGAGCUCAGCUGUGCCUAGAGCUUGGGCCUCAACAGACCAUCUCUCCAUAGUGUGGUGCAAAGAAUUGAUCCUGGCUACCGUUAGAGCUCUUUUUGAUCUUAUAGAUGAAAGCACAAGACAGAUAACUGAGGAUCCAAAGAAGAGAAUGUCUGUAUUGACUCACCACUUUGUGAGACACCCUGCCAAGAUAUUUGAGGAAAAUCCUGAAGCUUUCACAGAACUCACAGGAGCUUUCAUGUGGAUUACAGUCAAAGCCUCAAAAUGGACUUAUUCAGUUUACAAUGACUCUGAUGGAAAAUAUUUCACAUUUCCUCUUGCAAGCCACAGAAAAUCAUACAGUCAUGUUUACUGUGAAAGCAGCAUGUUGGACACAAGUAGCUGGAUUUAUGGCUGUAUGAACAGUAAUUCAUCCAUGUGCCUGGAAGCUACUGAUUUGUCCUGGAGAGCUGAGUUACUGCCAACCACCAAGGUUGUAAUACUGAAACUUCAGGACUAUCCUUCUUUGUCCCACAUUGUCAUUCAGGUACCACCCACAGCUGGCAAUAAGUAUUCUUUGGCCUGUGAAUUCUUCCAAGAGGACUCCAGAACAUUACAGUUUCCUGUAACACAUCUAUUUUCAUUUGGGCUUUCUUCAAGCAAAAUUCUAUUAAAUUCAUCUGGCUUACUCUACAAUGUGCAGCUCCAGCACUUUAACCAAAUAUAUCAAGCUUUCAAAAUUUAUAUAGAGAGCCACUGCCAGUCACUCAAAGAAAGAAAACCUAGUGUUUACAGACUUCAUAUACCUUGGUCACAUGAAGACUCAAUAUUUGUAGCAAAAGUUCCAUCUUCCACUGAGAUUUCUGCAAAGCUGCAUGUUGCUCGGCCUCAAAAUGACACCAGGGUUCCAGAGUUAAAUAUUUACUCUUCCUCAGAUUGUCACUAUGAAGUCAUUCUGAAGACAUCACUUUUGCAGAUUCUUGGGCAAAUAAUAAGAUUCCAUGCUGGUGCUCUUCCAGUCUAUGUUGUUUCUAAUAUUCUUCUUGCCUAUGGAGGACAGUUGAGCACCUUGGUAUCAACAGGCCAGUGCUCAGACUUCUCCCUGGAACUGGCUAGGACAGCUAAACCCUACAAAGUAGAACCUCUUAUAAGCAUUGUUGUCUUUCUGCAGGGGUUUCACUGGUUUAGAGUGAUCUGGGAAUCUCUGUCACUACCAGAGCUGGAUGCUGCCUUACUGAGCAGUCAGGAUGUGUGGUUCCCCAUCGUGUCCCUGAUUCUCUUUCUUUUUGGGACAGGCAUUGCCUAUUGGAGUGCAGUAUUUUUCUCUGCUUUUCUGAGACUGUUCUCUUCAUUGUGUCUGAUGAGACCUAAUGUACUUCAAAAAGAUAAGAAGUUGGUUUCACCCAGAAGACUUUGUGAGGUGUUAUCCCUUGCUUUGGUUAGCUGGACCAUUUGUGGUGCAUUUGCUGUACUCAUUGUUUAUCUUCAGUAUGUAUUUAAGGUUGUAAAACUACACGUGACUGUAAGAGCAGAACAAAACAUGCUUAAUGGGGGUUCACACAGCUCAAAAGAAACCUCACAGAACUCCACUGCACAAGCUGUGCAAAACCAGAGUGUGAGGGGCAGUACCUCAGAAGCAACACAAUCUCCUUCCAAGAGUGCAACAACUGCUGAAGCCAUUGACAGUCUUAAGAUGCACGUUACAAUCCUCAAUUUAUUCACAUGGAUUGUGCUGCUCAACUUGCCAUCUUUAAUUUAUUGGUUCAAAAAUCUCAGGUACAAUGUUAGACUUGAUCCUGAUCCAUGUAGAUGUACAGCUAUUAUCCUUGUAUGCAUUUUAGAAAUUCUUAUGGAUUCAAGUGCUUCUGAUGUGAAAUCAAGUAAACUCUUGAAGAUUGCAGCCAAAGUUCCACUCCCCUUGUCUGUUGCAAUGUUGGCUUUCGGACGGACGCACUUAUACAAAGUACCACACUUUGUAACCUUUUCCCUUCUUCUCCACCUGCUGUGUUGCGUGGUGUAACAUUCCUUACACAAAGGAGGAAGAGUGCCACCUGGAAACUUAAUCCUGGAGAUGGGGCAAAUUCCAGCAAAGAAAUGCCUGAAUUAACACCCCCAGGAGUUGACAUUCUGUGGGGCAGAGGGCAGAACUCUGGGCCCUUCAUGAGAAGUCCGUGGUUCUCUUGGUGUUGCUUAGGAAGCUCUCCAUGGUUUUUAUUUCCUGACUGUGAAAAUGAAGUGAAUUGACUGUGUGUAAGCACAUAAAUCACAUUAGUGUAACAUCUCAGUACUCAGUUGGCCUUGUUGACACUUGGAUAUUUCACUUCUUUUGUGGGAACAGACUUUUUUUAACUCCUGUGUUCUGAACUUGCAUCUCUUGCAGGUCUGAGUUAUGCUGGUUGAAACUCAAUGCAUUUCAAGCACACUGUGACUGUCACA
Calypte anna (Anna's hummingbird) is the source of this 3227-nucleotide messenger RNA. It is a transcript of the gene PGAP1, whose product is annotated as post-GPI attachment to proteins 1. Lineage: Eukaryota; Metazoa; Chordata; Aves; Apodiformes; Trochilidae. Gene Ontology annotation, cellular component: endoplasmic reticulum. Bases 1 to 2811 code for a protein of 936 amino acids. The record is from RefSeq and is a predicted model, not a curated record. The transcript has 27 exons. Gene Ontology annotation, molecular function: phosphatidylinositol deacylase activity. Gene Ontology annotation, biological process: GPI anchor metabolic process; endoplasmic reticulum to Golgi vesicle-mediated transport.